UAGGUAGGCGCUUGGUUGGGAAGUGUUUAGGUCACAAGCACCGCAGGCCGUUCGGCAUCCAGCUUAUACUUGAACGCAAUGUCUCUGUACAGAAACACUAUCUGGUUCAUUAAGGGUCUGCGGGAAUAUACUAGAAGUGGCUAUGAGGCGGCAGCUAAACUAUUUGUUGCAGAAGAUUUGGAAGUUGAUGUUGCUGGAAGAUCCUACAUGAUCACUGGAGCAAACAGCGGUAUAGGCAAAAGCGCAGCAACGGCAAUAGCAAAGAAAGGUGGUACCAUUCACUUGGUGUGCAGGAGUAAAGAAAGAGCUGAGGAAGCCAAAAAGGAGAUUGUGGAAGCCACUGGAAAUACGAAUGUUUUAGUGCAUCUGUUGGAUAUGUCUAGUCCAAAAGAAAUAUGGGAAUUUGCUGAGAAAUUUAAAUCUGAGAACAAGCUAGAUGUCUUGAUAAACAAUGCAGGAUGUAUGGUAAAUAAGAGAGAGCUAACUGAGGACGGAAUAGAGAAGAACUUUGCAACCAAUACAUUGGGCAUGUACAUUCUUACAACCGCUCUCAUUCCAGCAUUGGAGAAAGCAGAAGAUGCGAGAGUGGUAAAUGUCUCAUCAGGAGGGAUGCUUGUUCAAAAGCUGGAUGUGUCAGACCUGCAGUUUGAAAAGGGAACAUUUGAUGGAACAAUGGCUUAUGCACAAAAUAAGAGACAGCAAAUCGUAUUAACUGAGCAAUGGGCUAAGUCUUACCCAAAGAUCCAUUUCUCUGUCAUGCACCCAGGCUGGGCUGACACACCAGCGGUGAGGUCUUCAAUGCCUGAUUUUCAUGCAAAAAUGAAGAAUAAGUUACGAACUGAAGAUGAAGGAGCGGACACAAUUAUUUGGCUGGCAAUAUCCCCUGCUGUAACAAAGUUUGCAAGUGGCCUCUUUUUUCAAGAUCGGAAACCUGUUUCUACUCAUUUACCCUUGGCAAGCACUCACUCCUCUCCUGAAGAUGAAGAGAAACUUCUGCAAGCAUUGGAAGAAUUUUCAAAAAGAUUCUCACCUGGAGUUUGUAAAUUGUAAAAUAUGCUUUAUAUCUUGCAGCACAACUGACUGGUAUAGCUCUCUAUAAAAGAGGGAGUUCAUCUGUGUAUAAUUUUGCCUAGCAAUGCAGCCCUCUGUGGUUGCCUAGGAUUGAAAUGAAUAUACAGUUUAAAUAAGCAGUAUUCAUACUGUGCACUGAUUUUUAUAUGUAGUAUUGAUUACUACAUUUAGUCAUGAAGGAAGGAAUAAAGUCUGGUUAUGUAGCUGCUUGCUUAUAGUGGGCUACCAAGAAACCUCUUGAGAGAUAAUUUGCAAAAGAAAAAACGAACUAAAUAAUCUCUUGAACAUUACUAAUAUGGUAUACACACUAAUUUAGUACUGUCAUACCUUUAACCCCUGAUACAUAUCCAUUGCUUCUUUUGAAAAACGAAAUGUGCCACUCCCUAAAAAGGCCAAAAAGUAAACCCUAUGUUAUGAAAAUGCUGCAAACACUAAACCAGCUAUUUGAAUUGCAGCAUUUGCAGGUUACAGAAUUGCAUUUUGGCCUCUCUAUGAUGCACAAUUUUUAUUCAUAAAAAUAUAUUUCAAUUAUUCCUGCUAUACAUACUGUAUAUGGUGGUCCUCUUUAACAGACACGUUUUCUUCUAAAGGUCGCUACACUUAAAGAUUUGAUAAAAUUACUUUUUUUUUUUUUUUUUUUUUUUACAUGCCGCACAUUGUUUUCGAUUAAUUAAAUUGUCUUUUUGUGAUGUUUAUCAAA
Bombina bombina (fire-bellied toad) is the source of this 1771-nucleotide messenger RNA. It is a transcript of the gene DHRS12, whose product is annotated as dehydrogenase/reductase 12. The transcript is spliced from 10 exons. The coding region runs from base 79 to 1050 and encodes 323 amino acids. NCBI's taxonomy places the organism in Eukaryota, Metazoa, Chordata, Amphibia, Anura, Bombinatoridae. The record is from RefSeq and is a predicted model, not a curated record.